AUGGAACAAGGAAACCUCAAUUUACCACACCCUACUCCAUUGCCUGGAGAAACGAAUAUGGUGCCCUAUUAUUUUAUUGCUGAUGAAGCUUUUCCUCUGAAGAAAAACUUAAUGAAACCGUAUGGCCGAAAUCAGUUAACAAAUGAGAGAAGAGCAUUUAAUAACAGAUUGUCAAGGGCACGAAAAUCAGUGGAAUGUGCCUUUGGUAUGAUAAGGACUAAAUUUAGCGUCCUUAGCACAUCUGUUUGCUGCGAUCCAGAAAAUGUCGAUAGCAUUAUAAAAGCUAUGAGCGUUUUGCAUAAUGUUAUCCGCAAAUAUGAUGGGAAACUCGUGGUUCCACGUUUUAAUAACAGUUUAAUAGGAACAAACAUCAACGUGCAACAAACAAGGGAAGAUCCUAAAAUCAUCAGAGAAUAUCUUACAACAUACAUGACAACUCGAUCUCCGAUUCCAUUUCAAAAUAGACAUAAUUAA
This is a messenger RNA of Acanthoscelides obtectus, 474 nucleotides long. NCBI's taxonomy places the organism in Eukaryota, Metazoa, Arthropoda, Insecta, Coleoptera, Chrysomelidae. The record is from the annotation of a GenBank genome assembly.